AUGGGCGCGCAGGCCCGGGCGCUGCUGCUGCCGCUGCUGGCCCAGUGGCUCCUGCGCGCAGCCCCGGCGCCGGCCCCCGCACCCCUCACGCUGCCCCUCCGCGUGGCUGCGCCCACCCCCGGGCCCGGGACCCCCGCCGCGCCCCGCGCUGCACCCCAAGCCGACGGCCUGGCGCUCGCUCUGGAGCCCGCCGGCGGCGCAGCCAACUUCUUGGCCAUGGUGGACAACCUGCAGGGGGACUCCGGCCGUGGCUACUACCUGGAGAUGCUGAUCGGAACCCCCCCGCAGAAGCUGCAGAUUCUCGUUGACACUGGAAGCAGCAACUUCGCCGUGGCAGGUGCCCCGCAUUCUUACAUAGACUCGUACUUUGAUGCGGAGAGGUCGAGCACUUACCGCUCCAAGGGCUUUGAUGUCACGGUGAAGUACACGCAGGGAAGCUGGACGGGCUUCGUGGGGGAGGACGUCGUCACCAUCCCGAAAGGCUUCAAUAGCUCGUUCCUCGUCAACAUCGCCACUAUCUUUGAGUCCGAGAAUUUCUUUCUGCCUGGGAUCAAGUGGAACGGGAUCCUGGGACUCGCCUAUGCUGCUCUAGCCAAGCCGUCAAGUUCCCUGGAGACAUUCUUCGAUUCCCUGGUGGCCCAAGCAAGGAUCCCCAACGUCUUCUCCAUGCAGAUGUGUGGGGCGGGGCUGCCCGUGGCUGGAUCUGGUACCAACGGAGGUAGUCUUGUCCUGGGUGGAAUUGAGCCAAGCUUGUACAAAGGAGACAUCUGGUAUACCCCUAUUAAGGAGGAGUGGUACUACCAGAUAGAAAUUCUCAAGCUGGAAAUCGGAGGCCAGAGCCUGAAUCUGGAUUGCAGAGAGUAUAACGCAGACAAGGCCAUCGUGGACAGCGGCACCACACUCCUGCGCCUGCCCCAGAAGGUGUUCAACGCGGUGGUGGAGGCGGUGGCCCGCACGUCUCUGAUUCCAGAAUUCUCUGAUGGUUUCUGGACCGGGUCCCAGCUGGCUUGCUGGACCAAUUCGGAGACACCUUGGUCUUACUUCCCAAAAAUCUCCAUCUACCUGAGAGACGAGAACUCCAGCCGGUCGUUCCGUGUCACCAUCCUGCCUCAGCUCUACAUCCAGCCCAUGAUGGGGGCCGGCCUGAAUUACGAAUGCUACCGAUUCGGCAUUUCACCUUCCACUAACGCACUGGUGAUUGGUGCAACCGUGAUGGAGGGCUUCUACGUGAUCUUCGACAGAGCUCGGAAGAGGGUGGGCUUUGCAGCCAGCCCCUGUGCAGAAGUUGCAGGUGCUCCGGUGUCUGAAAUCUCUGGGCCUUUCUCGACAGACGACAUCGCCAGCAACUGCGUCCCCGCCCUGCCUCUGAAUGAGCCCAUCCUGUGGAUCGUGUCCUACGCGCUCAUGAGCGUGUGUGGGAUCAUCCUCCUCACCCUCAUCGUCCUGCUGCUCCUUCCCUUUCGGUGUCGGCACCUGCCCCGCGACCCCGAGGUGGUCAAUGACGAGUCCUCGCUCGUCCGGCAUCGCUGGAAAUGAAGAGCGAGCGGGACCCGAGCUCGAGCGACCUUGAACUCUCGACAAAGAGAAUUCCGUUAUCCGUGGAGCAGGCGAGGUCAUGAGGCAGAGUGUCUUCCUGGUCCACUAGUCUCAAAUCUGUUCUGCUCCCAGAUGCCUUCCAGAUUCACUGUAUUCUGAUUCUUGAUCUUAAAGCUUCCUUCUUCUCCCUCACUUCCAAGAAAAAUUAUAAUAAAAACCACCUCAUUCUAAACCAAAACAGAGUGGAUUGGGCUUCAGGAUUUAUGGGACUGAUUGUGCCAGACUGUCUAGGUGUGCCACCAAAAAAAAAAAAAAAAGAGGGGGCAAGCUUUUGGCUAGUUCUCUUCUUCCUCUGUCUCUGGAGCUGUGAGUUCUCAUGGCUCAUAACUGCUCUUAGCUGAUGGGAAGCUUUUCAUAUUAAUCACAUUUAAGGGUAUUUUGCACCUGGGUCCAAGAAUACAAGAGGUUUGCGAUAUGGUGGCAAGAGAACCGGCCCGGGGCCUGACGAUCUCACCAUCCUGCCUGCUUCUGACCCGGAAAGAGAGCCCUUGUCUGAGCCUCUCUGUGCUCUGAGUGAGAGCCAGAACCUUCUCGAAGGGGAACAUCACUCAAUGGUCUUCACCAGCCUCUUCUGAAGAGGAAAGCCUUUGUCCAUCGUGGUAGAGUGGGAAGGAAACCUACGCUUUUGUAUUCAGUGCUUCUGUAGUCUUGUUGGUAUAAAGAUAAAAAGCUACCUCUGUGGAGACUUUGCCCAGGGCUCUGUGCCCAGCUGGGGCUAUGGGUAGCCUGAUUCUAGCCAUUGCGCUUGCUGAAAAGAAUCCUCCUUCCAACAGGCGAGGGUAACAGGUGCUGUCCUGUGGCCAAGUGGGCCGUUAUUUCACACGCUUACUCUUCCUUAAAAUUAACAAAAGGUGUUCUGGUGAGAAAAGCAGAUCCCACGUCACUAGCCUAGAUGUUUGUGUUUCCAAAUCUCUGGCUGAAGGGAAAGCAGGAAAUGGCUCAGUGCCCAUCCUUCUGACCAACUCUCGGGGGAAGGAAGACACCAGAUGAACAGAGGGCUUGAAGGACCUUCUCCCAUGCUUUCAGGCCCUGUGUUUGCCUUUGCAGAAACCACUAGACUCCAGCACAGACGCCCGAGCACAUCUGUGGAGCCGUUGACCCACACGCUUCCUCCCUGUGGCGUGUUCAGUCUUCGGUGAUGAGGUGGGUAUGCGGUACUCUCCUUCUGUGAGGUACCUCCCUCUUACUACCAUUUAUUUGAUCAAUUAAUUUCAUUGCCCCAAAAAAGGGAGAAGCCUUAACUGGAUGCAGUCAGCCUUCCCUGAUCAGAUAUAAUUAGAAGACGGGUUCAAAGGCAACAUCCCAUCUCUCGUUUGUAUGCCAAGUUCAAUGUUUGCUUUGCGUCGCUAUUGGGUUGGGCUGGAUCUAUGAUAGAACCCCACUAAAAGGGCUAACUGGAGUGUCUCCUCUGGCUGGAUUGUCAUUUAUGUCCAAGACAGCCUGCGCAUGGGUGUUUCAGCCAUUGGCUCUGCUUACUGGACCAGGGCACGUCCAUACUGGGGAAUAUGUGGCUGGAGAACUGUGGGGUCACUCACACGUGUGUGGUGUCCUGGUGGACACUCCAGCAGCAGCAGGUUUGAGUUGUAUCUUAGAACCUGAGCCUUCCGAGUCCUCUUCAAGAAACCGUGUGAGUGCGGCAUGUAUGAGUCCCUCUGGACAAGGGGUCACAGGCGGAGGUGCCGUUACCAGGUACUCCUUAUCAUGUGUGGUCUCAGCUGGGUGAAUGGUAGUAACUCCAAAGUACAUUUCAGUGUAGACAUCACUAGAAGUCUAAUUCUCUUGUCCCAUGGGCUUUUUCAUUGGUUCCCGUUUUAUGGUCCACUUUGCACAGAAGGGAAGGCCAUCCUUCACGGAGCGGACCUUCCCCAUGCUCUGAAAAUCCGGGCCCCUGAAAGAAAAGGAGGGAGUUGCAGAGAUCACCCCAUUCCUUUGGCUACUUAUUCCCUCACACAGGCGUCUUCUCCAGUUUCCUGCAUUCAGUCUCUGAGCUGGGAACCUUUCUGUUGGCGUAGAUCAGCAGGUGCUGUUCCCAGAGUACAGGUUAAGGGCACAGCCGAUUUCAAGCUCCGGUCUUUGAAAGAAGUUUGCUCUAAUGCUGUGCAUUUCCUCUCCGAGUUCUCCACCUUUUCAUCUCAGAUGUCACUGGAUGUGACAUUCUAAUGGAAAUGCUUAAAUUACAAAAGCAUAACUUAGCAACAAGAAUGAAACAGACAAUUGAACGGGGGACAUUUUCCUGGCGUGCCUUGCUGUCGAAAAUUGGACUUGGAGUCAAAACCCCAGUUGGUGACACCCACCUCCUCGAGUUCUGUAAAUUGAUACUGAGCUUGGAGAACCUUCAAGGAGGCUUGCUUUGAGCGGGAAAGGAAGUAACAACCGUCUGAGGGGGUCAUUUUCACCUUGCAGCCAUGGAAAAGGCUGGACGAUGGUCCUUUCCUGAAAGGUGCUCUCAGCAUUUUGCUGUUGUCAGAUGCUGUCAACUCUCCCAUAAGAAAUGGAUUCUUCCUGAAAAAUGUUUUUUUUUUUUUUUACUAGGGUGAUACUUUGUAUCCUUGAUAAGUUAUUUGGAAGCCCCAAACGAAAUCCUGUCUUUAGCAGCUGGAACUAUGGAAACUAGCAAGAAACACGAUGACAACUGUGUCUGAUUUUUCUCCCCCUGGCCCCCCAUCCCGGGAGUUUUAAAACACACCACCGUGACUGGUGCCAGAUUGUCUGGCGUCUCCCAUAGACUCUGCUGUAUUUCUUCUGAACCAAAAAAUAAGUACCUGGCAUUAAAUAUUCUUGGCAUGUCACUUCUGGGAAUGUUUGCCGGGAACGCAGUCCACUCCUGAACGUUUGGGAGGAUUUUACCUGACUCAUUCGGAGAUGCAGAGGUUUUGGGUUGGGGAUCCCUUGGGGUCAGUUAUAAUUCAAAAUUAGGAAACUAAUCCCCAGCAAGGCAGCAUUAACAGCUCCUCAGAGCUUUGGGGACUACAAGCAGGCCUGAUUUAGGGAUCGCAUUAUCUUAUUGAAGAAGUGAGAGAAGAUUGUCAUAAUUUAAUAGGUUCCUGUGCAAAUGAAAAUUUGCCACAUUCCUCUUACCAGGCCCCUGCGUGGUGGAUUGCCAAGCAUGGUUCAGUUCUAAGUUCUGGCCUAGGGCCACAUGAGUCACACGGAAUAAAUCAUUUCCCCCAAAAGCCUCAUCCAACAGUGAUUGAGUUUCACCAACUUUUCCUUAUGAGCAGGAGCCAGAUCCUUGGGUGGGCUCCUGGUGUGCCUUUGUCCUGCAAACUGAUCAGAAUGGAUCACAGAACUGUUCAGAUGAAACGCUUGCCGCGGAUUUUUUUUCUAUUUUAGGAAAAACUACUAAACAUCUUAAAAUGUAAAAUUCAGGAGAUACUAGAUUUUUAGUGCCAAGGAAACUCCGCAACGGCAGCAGCUGCCAUGUACAUUUCUGGUGGGUUUUAAGAAUUUCAGAUUUGGACUUAAUGGCGCUUUACCAAUUAAAUGGCCAGCAGGAAAAAUACAUUUUGAGAGUGGGGAAGGAAGGAAGACACAUAAAGUAUGCUGUCAAAGAAAGCAGAAGAAGCUGUUCUGGGGAAGUGGCUUUUAUUAAUUCCAGGAACCCUCAGAUUUACCCAUGAAGUGGCAGCGUUGACUGCAAAUGUGAGGUGAUCCACACAGCCACAAGUCCCACGCUUCCAGAGUGUUCGAGCUGGAGUCGUGUCUGAUGUCAACAUGGGCCAAGGGAGAAUGUGGCCUCUUACACUUGGCCCUAGCCAGGUGAAGACUGGUUCAUUCGAGGAAUAGGAAAGGGGAUGUUUGGGACCUGGAAGGUUCUAGAAUGGGGGAAGGGAAGCGGGAUAGGAAGUUGUAUCCCUUGAUCAGCAGAUGACUUCAAAGGGCUGGGUAAACUGAGGACAUCCCAGGAGGUUCUGGGCUACCCAUUUCCACCCUUGGAAGUGAUUUUUUUGUGCCCCUACUUUUCAAGACUUUCCAAAGGAACCGUAGGAUUAUAGUUUGUCGAAGAGAACCUUGCUUUGCAGCCAUAUUUAGACACCUGCCUUCUAACAAAACUGCAGACGCAUGAACUCCCGAGCAAGUCACGGUCCUUAGGCUGUAGGUUCACGUUUGUGCGCUGGGAUCCACAGGACAGGAUCAAGAGGCUGAAGUGAGUGGGGGUGGUCGGCAGUUACCUUUGGGGUCUGAGCAUCUGACAGUCGCACUGAAGGUCACAGCGACACGGACAGGGACACAUCCCCCCAACCCUGCCGGGGCAGCCCGCUGAUUUCAGAAAGAAUCCGACUGGUUCCUGACCACAUCCCUUCUCGGGGAGCACCUGCCGUCGGACACUUGUGCAGAAAGGAGUGUCAGCCCCUGAGCCACCUCCCACCCCCGCCUGCCCCGCAUCAGUGUGGCCGUGCAGCAUCUCGCGGAGGCCUUGCCAUCCUGGAGCUCCCCCUGUCCUAGUCAGAAUGUGCAGGUCAGUAGGCUCUCUGGGUGUCCUGGUGAAGCCAGGUGGGGCUUGGGGAAACGUCCUGGUUUGCUGAGAACGUCUGCCCUAUUGUGACACCAGUGCCUCUGUGAAACCUCAAGUCGCCUGGGAUUAAUUUUGAGUGUUAUGAGGACACAUGACCUCAGUCCAUCAAUACAGAUCCAGAUAAAUCCAGAUCCAGCCCAUACACCACAAGAGCUUCUCCAGGGUACCUGACCUUCGAAGCCCGAAGGCCUCCACGUGUCCUGGGAUGCCCUCGGGUACUGGUUGGGCACCAUUGCCAAAGCAGAGAGGCUGGUUGUGUCCAGCUAGCAUCUCAGGACACAGGACAGGUGUGCUAGUAAAAUCCCCAUCUGGCCUCUAAGUAUUUGCUCAUUGGCGUUUGCCUGAGCCCAUGGGGCAGUGAGGAGAUGUGAACAGCUUCCUUUGCAGAUGUACUCCAGACCUACAGUAGUUUGCCAAUAUAGAUUUGUAAUAAUGAUUUAUGCAAUUGCACGUGAUCAGUUUAUAAAAGAGGUUCAUAGAAUAGCAUCACCAAGGGGAGAAUUGAAACCUUGAGCAUCCUGGAAACCUUCAUUUCCUUUGAGGUUUUUCCGCAGGAUUUUCUUUACUGAGGUUGCAAUAUAUGUAUUUUUUUCAUGGAGCAUGCACGGACCAGAAGACCAUGAGAAGGCAGGUGUCUCCAAAGGGUGGGGCUCCCUUUUUCUCUGUGAAAUGCCGUUUGUACCGGCCGCUGAAAGUUUCCCAUAAAACCAGGGUUUUCGCUUGCUUCUGUCUCCCCAUCAAAGUAAAAUUACAAAGCCUUACAAUUUCGAAGUCAAUGCUUCUGAAUGAAAGUUAUGAAAACAUUAAAAGAUGAUCUUUCCGAGGUAAAAAACAAAGUUGGUUAAGGAUCUGUUUCAUCUAUAGUGAAAAUCACCCAAAAUAAACUUCCUUAAUUCCAUUUCCUUG
This is a messenger RNA of Neogale vison (American mink), 7018 nucleotides long. RefSeq names its product beta-secretase 2 (gene BACE2). Gene Ontology annotation, biological process: membrane protein ectodomain proteolysis; amyloid-beta metabolic process. The coding region runs from base 1 to 1536 and encodes 511 amino acids. NCBI's taxonomy places the organism in Eukaryota, Metazoa, Chordata, Mammalia, Carnivora, Mustelidae. Gene Ontology annotation, cellular component: endosome; membrane; trans-Golgi network. The record is from RefSeq and is a predicted model, not a curated record. The transcript has 9 exons. Gene Ontology annotation, molecular function: aspartic-type endopeptidase activity.